This is a messenger RNA of Acanthoscelides obtectus, 1635 nucleotides long. Lineage: Eukaryota; Metazoa; Arthropoda; Insecta; Coleoptera; Chrysomelidae. The record is from the annotation of a GenBank genome assembly.
AUGUUUGUCUUGCACUCAUUGUUUGAUUCGUGCUGUCUGCUAACAACUGCCUCCUCUCCGAGUCACAUUUCAAGGCUAUAUUUCAAGGUCAUAUUUCAAGGCCAUGUUUCAAGGUUACAUUUCAAGGUCACAUUUCGAGGUUAAAUAUGCGUUCAAGGUUGGCUCCCAAGGUCGACUCUCAAGGGCGUUCUAGAACAGACAAACCCUACCUACUUUGAUGAAUAUAGCAAUCAAGUCAGAAGAUUCAAUGAAAAGGCCAACCAUUCCUCACAGCGAAGGCGUCGCGAAAAAUAGCACACUAGACGUAGCACGUGUAAAUAUAAGAUCACUUAUUCCAAGCUUUGAUAUGUUUUUAGGCAUUAGAGCAGAACCUCCAUACUACAGCAAUAACAGAGAUUUGGUUUACACCUGAUUUUGACAGACAAGAAAGAGGAGGUGGCGCAUGUUUUUAUAUCCAUACCAACAUAAAAUUUAAAGUCAUAGAUUGUAACAAAAUUUUUUCGGAUGGCAUUAGAUCUGCGGUUAUCGCUAAAACUAAAUAAUGAAAUCAGUGCGGUAGGUGUUAUUUGACAUCUCCUGCAUUAAGUUUACUUCCUCGCCUUGAGAAUAACCAUCCUUUCAUAUGCAUUACCCAUGAUGAAGUUAUAUUGACCUCACCGAUAAGUUUUCGAAUCCCAGUAAGAAAAAUCUUACAAUCCAUGGCAUUAUUCAAUCUCGUUCAAGUUACUGGUGAACCUACAAGAAUCACCAAGAAUCAGCAAUAACAGAGAUUUGGUUUACACCUGAUUUUGACAGACAAGAAAGAGGAGGUGGAGCAUGUUUUUAUAUCCAUACCAACAUAAAAUUUAAAUUCAUAGAUUGUAACAAAAUUUCUUCGGAUGGCAUUAGGAUCUGCGGUUAUCGCUAAAACUAAAUAAUGAAAUCAGUGCGGUAGGUGUUAUUUGACAUCUCCUGCAUUAAGUUUACUUCCUCGCCUUGAGAAUAACCAUCCUUCCAUAUGCAUUACCCAUGAUGAAGCUAUAUUGACCUCACCGAUAAGUUUUCGAAUCCCAGUAAGAAAAAUCUUAAAAUCCAUGGCAUUAUUCAAUCUCGUUCAAGUUACUGGUGAACCUACAAGAAUCACCAAGAAUUCAGCUACUAUGACUGAUGUAAUUUUUGUAUCAAAUGCAUUGGAUGUACACAAGAGUGGUACUAUAGGUAUGGGAAAAUAACUGAUCAUAGAUUAUACUUCUGUGAAUUGAAGAUCGAAAUUCCAGAAUGCACUCCUAGCAAAUUUUAUUGUUGUGACUUUUCACACUUCAAUUAUGAUGAAUUUGCUGAGGAUGCAACAGUCCUCCAUCUUACUGAGAACAGUAUCUUGCUGUAUGACAUACGUGCUCCAAUGGAAAUAACUACACCUCGUGAAUUCUACAGGCCGUUCGUUAUCUAUAUAAUGAAAUGUAUAAUAUGACGGAUUUGAUGAAGGGCUUGUUGAAAAUUUCAUAUUUCUUACGACCUGCAGAAGGAAGCAUACAAAACCGUUUACCCGUGCCAUCGGAACUACCUUCAAAUUAUCAGACUCUAUACGCAAAGCCUUUCAAGAAAACGCAAGUUUCAAGAGGCAGCUGUCGUCUACAUGAAUGCUGGACUACAUAA